Molecule: messenger RNA, 1407 nt
Organism: Lactuca virosa
Lineage: Eukaryota; Viridiplantae; Streptophyta; Magnoliopsida; Asterales; Asteraceae
Source: the annotation of a GenBank genome assembly
AUGGAUUCGAUUUGCAUACAAAAUCGACACAAAAAUGUUCUUCUAGUUACACUUGCAGCUCAAGGUCACGUAAACCCCAUCCUAAGGCUAGGCAACCUUCUUGUUUCUAAAGGCCUACAUGUCACUCUCGCCAUCAACCACUAUGCCCUCAAACACCGUUCCCCUACCACCAACACCACCACCGUUGGUGGCGGUGUCCACCUCGAGUUCUUCUCUGACGGCCUUCCUAUUGACUACAACCGAAAGGCCGAUAUAGAUUACUACUUGGAUUCACUAAGUAAGUUUGGACCUGUUAACCUCUUGGCCUUUAUUCGAUCUCACCCACGUAAAUUUGCAUGCAUCAUCAAUACACCUUUUGUGCCGUGGGCCGCUGACGUGGCGGCAACGGUUGGUGUUCCGACCGCCAUGCUAUGGAUCCAACCAUGCUCCCUGUACCAGAUAUAUUAUCGUUAUUACAAUAUGCUCGAUGAGUUCCCUACUGAAAGUAACCCGAAUUUGAGCGUGAAGUUGCCGGGGCUGCCGGUUUUUGGAGCGGAAGAGUUGCCGUCGUUUGUUCUUCCGACGAAUACGUUCCGUAGUUUCUACAAUAUAUUAAAAGAAUUGUUGACUAAUACCUGUAAGGUGAAGUGGGUGCUGGGGAAUUCGUUCAUGGAGCUCGAGAAAAAUGUCAUCAUGUCACUAAAUGAUGAUGGCCGUGUGUUUUUGCCCGUGGGACCAUUAGUUCCGGCUGCGCUUAUCGGUAAGGAAGAAGAAGUAGAUUUUGAUCUUUUCGGAAGUGACGUCAAGAGUAAUAAUUGUCUGGAAUGGCUAAAUAUACAAAAACCCUCUUCGGUUGUUUAUAUCUCAUUUGGUAGUAUCCUCAAUUUGUCGAAUAAAGAAAUAGAGAGCAUAGCGGUUGGUCUGAAGAAUAUUAAACGGCCGUUUCUCUGGGUGAUCAGGCCGCCGGAAAAUCAAGAACUGCCGGAAUUAGGGUGUUUGGAAGAGAUCAAGGAACAAGGGUUGAUUGUGACGUGGAGCCCACAAACGGUUGUGUUGUCACAUCAGUCGGUUGGGUGUUUCCUGAGUCACUGUGGGUGGAACUCGUUGCUGGAAAGUCUAGCUGCCGGAGUGCCUGUCAUUGCAUGUCCGCAGUGGACUGAUCAGCCUACAAACUGUAAACUCGUGACUGAUGUUUGGGGUGUUGGCGUGAAGGUCAAGAAGAGUUCAGAAGGUCUUGUUAAAGGGGAGGAACUGGGAAGAUGCGUGGAAGAGAUUAUGAGUGGGCCGAAAUCGAAAGAGUUCAAGAAGAAUGCGGCGGAGUUGAAAACGGCGGCGCGUGAGGCUUUGGCAGACGGUGGUUCCUCAGACAAGAAUAUUCAGAUGUUUGUAAACGAAAUGAUUUCUUCAUCGAUUUUCAAACCAAAAUAA